AUGUCUCGCCGACGCCCGAAUUUCUCGACUCGCACCGCUCAAGAAGAUGUCGCACGCCUUGACCCGAACGAGUCCGAAGAUGUUGCCCCUGCAGAACGGGCUGGACUGUUACACUGGCCGCCAACCCUUUGGUCCCGUCACCAGGGGAUGACCCCAACAGAGCCGUCAGAACACCACCGCCACUUGGUACCAACGAACCCGUUCCACGGGAUAUCUGAAUGGUGGAACAAGAAGGCGGGAGAUGGAGAAGGACAGGAGGAUAGUGGAGCGGCAGGACUGCCCAUAUCUGCUGGACCUCUCCGAGACAACGGUGCAGAUAGGAAGGACAGACUCGGACAUUGGUCUCGUUCGUUUGAGGAGCCGAAGAAGCUCGGCACCUUCUCGGGCGUGUUCGUGCCGACGAGCUUGAAUGUGCUGAGUAUUCUGAUGUUCCUUCGUUUUGGGUUCAUUCUUGGCCAGGCUGGAUUGGUGGGCAUAUUAGGGCUGCUUGCGUUUUCAUACCUGAUUAAUCUGGUAACCACGAUGUCUCUCUCGGCGAUUGCAACAAACGGUACCGUUCGAGGCGGUGGUGCGUACUACCUGAUCUCUCGUUCCCUAGGGCCAGAGUUUGGUGGCUCGAUCGGAGUGGUUUUCUACUUAGGACUCGUCUUCAACACCGGCAUGAACGCAGUCGGUUUGGUAGACUGUUUCACUCAGAAUUUUGGUACUUUGUCUGGCACACUAGGUCAUUUUCUCCUAGAGGGCUUUUGGUGGCAGUAUCUCUGGGGAACUGUGAUUCUCGUUCUCUGUACGGCCAUUUGCUUGGCAGGAAGCUCGAUUUUUGCUAGAGCGAGCAACGGCCUUUUGGUUCUACUUCUUAUUGCGACCUUCAGCAUUCCAUUAUCUGCCAUCUUCAUGAAGCCGUUUAGUUCUCCCGUGGACCAAGUCCAGUUUACUGGCCUUAGUUGGCAGACUUUCAAGGAGAAUCUCGCACCUCACUUGACGAAAGGGGCUGCUGGAAGCCAAUUGAAAGGCCGAGAGAAUUUCCAAGAUCUUUUUGGUAUUUUGUUUCCCGCCACGGGUGGUAUCUUUGCAGGCGCGAGCAUGUCUGGUGAUUUGAAGAAUCCUAGCAAAUCCAUCCCCAAGGGGACUCUCGCCGGUCUUGUCCUGACCUUUAUAUCUUACUUGCUGGUCAUCUUGGCCAUGGCGGCCUCUAUUACUCGACAGUCAUUCUAUAACAACGUCAAUGUUAUUCAGAUCGUCAACUACUCUGAUACUAUCAUCCUUGUUGGAGAAUUUGCGACCUGUUUCUUCUCCGCACUGAUGGGAGUGAUUGGCUCUGCCAAGCUCCUUCAGGCCAUCGCCCGCGAUAGCCUGCUUCCAGGAGUCAACUUCUUCGGUCAAGGCACGAAGAAAAAUGACGAGCCUAUUUACGCUAUUAUCGUCACCUAUAUCUUUGCACAGCUCACAAUGCUGUUCGACAUCAAUCAGAUUGCCUCUUUUGUGACCAUGACCUACUUGAUGACAUUCUUGGUCACCAACUUGGCCUGCUUCCUGCUGAAGAUUGGAUCGGCUCCUAAUUUCCGACCCUCUUUCCACUACUUCAAUUGGCAAACUGCAGCUGCAGGCACUCUAGUCAGCGGUAUUAGCAUGUUCUUUGUUGACGGGUUGUAUGCAACGGGAUGCGUUUGCAUUCUCGUUAUGCUCUUCCUGUUGAUCCACUACUCGUCUCCUCCCAAAGCAUGGGGCGACGUCAGUCAAAGCCUUAUCUACCACCAAGUUCGCAAGUACCUGCUCCGUCUCAAGCAAGAGCACGUCAAGUUCUGGCGACCACAGAUCUUGCUCUUUGUCAGUGACCUUGACCGCCAGUACAAGAUGGUUUCGUUUUGCAACUCGCUCAAGAAAGGAGCCUUGUUCGUGUUGGGUCAUGUUCUCGUAACGGAUGACUUUUCAACGGCAGUUCCAGAAGCCCGUCGACAGCAGACCGUCUGGACAAAAUUGGUCGAAUACUCCAAGAUUAAAGCCUUUGUCAAUGUUGCCGUUUCUCCGGCCGCAGAAUGGGGUGUGCGGAAUAUUGUUCUCAAUUCCGGAUUGGGAGGCAUGCGACCGAACAUCGUCGUCAUUGAUCAAUACCGUGAGAAUCAAUCGCUGGUUGAGACUGUCUCCGUUGGCGGUAAUCGCAGGGAAUCCUCAAAGUCGAGACGUCGUUCAUCCCUUUUUGGCUCUCAAUACGAAGACGGAGCCGAGGAUGCGCCACGUAAGGGAAUGACUUGUCAAAGCUACCUGACCAUUCUUGAGGACCUCUUGUUCAACCUUCGUAUCAACGUCGCCGUCGCCAAAGGCUUUGAAGAUCUCGAGCUACCCGAUCCUCUCGGGCGUCAUACGAAGAAAUAUAUUGACCUGUGGCCAAUUCAGAUGUCCGCGGAAAUUGGCGCGGACACUGAGAGCAAGCAAAAUGUGCUGACAACCAAUUUCGAUACGUACACCUUGAUUUUGCAACUGGGUUGCAUUUUGAACACCGUUCCCUCGUGGAAGAAGACCUAUAAACUGCGCGUUGCUGUGUUUGUCGAGUAUGAAAGUGACGUUGACGACGAGAGAGGACGAGUGGAAGCGCUUCUCGAGAAGCUUCGCAUCCAAGCUGAAGUCCUUGUCUUUUGGCUUGCAUGUGGUGAUGUCAAGGCUUAUCGAAUUAUUGUCAAUGGCGAUACUUCACCUGAGAUGGCUGUUGCCCAAGACACCGUCCAUUCUGUAUUAAAAGAUGAGGAUUGGUGGCAAGGACUCCUUCGAGCUCGCAACAAUCCACAAAAUUCGCCAGGGGGCGACGAGAUCCCUCGGUUUGAUCGAAUCGCGACCUGGCAAGGCCCUGCCGGUCAAGAGAGUGGCAACAGGCAUUUGAACCAGCGAGUGACGGGCCUAAGAAAACUGAUCCAGCGACGCCGAGGAUCGGUAUCCAGCUUCAGGACGCUGGGGAAUGUGAACCUGGGCAUGCAGACCCAUCGAUUGCUAGAUGCCUUCGUUGACUACGACGGGAACAAUCUGUCUAGUGAAAGCAGCGACGACAGCGACCUGGAUCCAUAUAUUAGCGAUUCCGAGGUCGACGAAGCUGACGACGAACGUGAAGAGCAUGAGGACGAGGAGGACACGGCCAGCAGUCCAAAAGAGAAUGAGGCCACUCCCGGCCCAUCACGGCUUGGUCUACCUGGUUGGAGUAAGAGCGACGACCGUAGCUCGACUGGCUCUGGAACAAGCCCGUCUACCCGCCCACCAGCACGAUCGAGCGCCUCAGCCGGCCCGACACCAACAAUCCACCAGCCCAUCCCUUCCAUCAUCACCACUUGCGACGAUCCUUCUCCAAAGAGCAAAUCCCCCGCCGCCCGCCCACCCUUGAGCCGCUCCGCCUCAAGCAACCGCUUCAGCUCCUCCCCCAUCCCCGAAGCAAAAGUCAACACCGACGAAGGAGCAGGCCCAUCAAUCAUGUUCGCAGCCAACGCCUCCCCACCCCGAUUCUCUCAAAAGCUCGAAUCCAUCUACGCCCGGCGCCAGUCUGCAGUGUCGACAACAUCUCCCAGCGCCCAAACGAACCAACCCGCCUCGGGGUAUCCGGGGUCUGCGUCAGUCCCGCUGUCGUUCAAUGAUCUGCCUAGUCGGGCACAGCAUUUGAUAUUGAAUGAGUUGAUGGUACAGCAUAGCAGCGAGACGGCGGUGGUUUUUACUACCUUGCCUUCUCCGGUUCAUGGGACUUCGCAGAGUGAGCAGGAUUGUGGGUCGUAUUUGAGUGAUUUGGAGGUGUUGUGGCAGGGGUUGCCGCCUUGUCUGUUGGUGCACAGCAAUAGUAUGACCGUAACGAUGAACCUGUGA
Penicillium daleae is the source of this 3837-nucleotide messenger RNA. Its product is annotated as putative cation chloride cotransporter. Gene Ontology annotation, biological process: potassium ion import across plasma membrane; cell volume homeostasis; chloride ion homeostasis. Gene Ontology annotation, molecular function: potassium:chloride symporter activity. The coding region runs from base 1 to 3837 and encodes 1278 amino acids. Lineage: Eukaryota; Fungi; Ascomycota; Eurotiomycetes; Eurotiales; Aspergillaceae. The transcript has 5 exons. Gene Ontology annotation, cellular component: membrane. The record is from RefSeq and is a predicted model, not a curated record.